GAGAGAGAGAGAGAGAGAGUUAUAGAGAAUGAGUGGGAGAGGACAUUAGACAGAAGGAGCCGGUGAGAUGGUAGUUCUCGCUCUUCCUCGCGCCUGGCUGCCCUCUUAUUUCUCCUGUAGUCAGUUCUAACAGGACUUUAUUAUCACCGUUAUUAACUUAUCAGCAGUGUUAUCGGGCCCGUCACUCGGUGGACUUGCUCUCCUCACUCCGUAGCGAUGCUGUGGAGAGCGGCGCUCGCGCUUGCGCUGAUGCUGCUGCCGCACACGGAGCCCCGCGCGCCGCUAGACUUCGGUCUGGUCCCCGGAGGAGUGUAUGAGACGGUGGCCCACUACGAGCCGGGGCCCAUCGGGCUCCUCUUCAACAUGGUGCACGCCUUCCUGCACGUGGUCCAGCCCAACCCGUUCCCUGAAGAUCUCGUCAUCCGGGUGGCGAAAGAUAAAUUCGGAGCCAUCAAGUCAGAGUACCAGAAGCCAGAGAACAUUGUUCUGACACUGCAGGUGAUUUACUAUGAGAUCGGUUUUGUGGUGUGUGCGGCGCUGGGACUGCUGUUCGUCGUGCUGCUGCCACUGGUGGGCCUGCUAUUCUGCAUGUGCCGCUGCUGCGAUAACUGUGGAGGGGAGAUGCACCAGAGACAGAGGAAGAACGCCGACUGCCAGAGAGGACUGCUCACCACACUCCUCCUCACCACCACCUUCGUCAUCACAGCUGGAGUCCUGUGCGCAUACGCAGCCAAUCAGCACCUGAGUUCUCAGCUAAAGACUAUGAGGAGGCUGGUAAACAAUAACCUGAGGGAUUUACAUACCUUCGCCAAUGACACGCCAACGCAAAUUGACUAUCUAAUAAGUCAGUAUGGCACUGCAAAGGACCAAGUGCUCUGUGACCUAGACAAUGUAGGUGUGUUGUUGGGCGGAAGGAUACAUGAGGAGCUGGGGAAAGAGGUGCGACCUGCUCUGGACGGAGUGCUGAACAUGGCUGGAGUGAUGCGGGACACCAAGGAAGCUCUGGAGAACGUGAGUGUGACGUUGGAGACUCUACAGGAGGGCACGGGGAAGCUGCAGUUUAACCUGAGCGUGGUGCGAGCAGGCCUCAGCAAUGCUCUCAGCGACCCGGCCUGUGCAGAUACCCUCUCGCCCACAGCGCAAAUCUGCCGCAGUAUUCGGAGCUCACUCGCCCAGCUCGAGAUCAGCGCCAACUACUCUGGGCUGCCUGAUGUGACUGACCAGUUGACCAAAGUGAAUGAAGUUUUGAAGACUGAUCUCAGCUUCAGUGUUCAGAGGGGGCUCUUGGCCUUUAAUGAUACCCCAACCAUGGUUACAGACCAGACCAGAAAUGUUGCAGAAGGAGUCAGAGGCUUGUUGGAUGGCAUUGGCAGCAACAUCACCAGUUUCUCCAGGCUGUUCCCAAUCCAGAGCUCCCUGAACAACUUUACUGUUUUUAUCAGUCACACACACUCACGCAUUGAAGAUAUCUACCCAGAGAUCGACCAAAUAGACUUCUACAGAUGGAUCUGUUGCAUCACCCUCUGCUGCAUGGUGGUGCUCAUCUUAUCCUUCAAUUUUCUUGGUCUGCUGUGUGGAAUUCUGGGAUUUGACCGACAUGCCUCUCCUACGACCCGCGGCUGCGUGUCGAACACCGGAGGGAACCUGCUCAUGGCUGGGGUGGGCUUCAGCUUCCUGUUCUCCUGGGUGCUCAUGGGAGUGGUGACAGCCACGUUCGUGGUGGGGGGCAAUCUGGAGAAGCUGGUGUGCGAGCCUUUCAACUCUAGGCAGCUUUUCAAGGUGCUGGACACCCCACACCUGGUGAACCCUACAUGGAAGAACUUCAUCCCUGGCUACCUGUAUAAUGAUCCUGAUAUGGACCUCACAGUGGAAAACCUGUACAGUAACUGUAAGGAGAACAGGGGGAUUUAUUCUGCCCUUCACCUGGAUAAAGUGUUCAACGUCUCAGCCUUGCUCAACACCAGUGUGUACACUAAGGACAUGGCCCAAAAGUUUGAAGGUGUGAAGGUGGAUCUGAGGUCAAUCAUCCUGUUGGACUCGGAGGGCAAAGAGAACCUCAUCAGCUUCACAGAAACUGGGAUUGGAGAGAUCAACUUUGCUGCAUAUCUGGAGGAGCUAAAUAAAGGAGUGACCCGUGUUGAUUUGCUGUCAUUUGCCAGCAACCUGGACGCUCAAGCUGACCAACUGUCUAAAGGAUCAUUACAGACUUCAAUAAAAGGCCAUGCCAACACACUCCGACAGAUCUACUCCCAUCAAGUCGUCUCCAUCCAGCAGUCCAUGAAAUAUGUUAGAGCAAGGAACACUCUGAACCAGAGCAUCAGGUUUCUGGAGAGGACGUCAUCAGAUCUUUCAAACAAAGUUUCAGAAGUGCUCACAGCCGUUGAUGCUGCACAGUACCUCAUCUCCCAGAAUGCAACAUUUAUUGUCAAUCAGGAAACUGAGAAAUACAAGCAGACCAUCAUUGGAUACUUCAAACAGUACAUAGACUGGGUCAAGACCUCUCUGGAAAUGGAGGUGGCCACCUGCAAGCCCCUCAGUAACAUCAUGGACACUGCGGAGAUUCUGGCCUGCAGCUUCCUCCUGGACUCGAUGAACACCUUUUGGUUCGGGCUGGGAUGCUCCACUCUGUUUCUGCUCCCCAGCAUCAUCCUGUCUGUGAGACUGGCCAAGUUCUACCGCAGAAUGGACACAGAGGACGUCUAUGACGACAUUGAGACAAUUCCCAUGAAAACCAUCCCUGCCUAUGACACUAUGACUCGAUUCCCACGGGCCUCUGCGCCCCCUCGCCAUGCCGACUGGUGACAUGAAGGAGGAGCUUUUGUUUUUUUCCCAAAACUCCAGAAAGCUCUAUUGGGACAUGGAACUGAAACUAACUGGACUACUAUUGCCCACCUGAUGAACAGCUGGCCCAGUUUAAAGGGGGGUGCCAUCAGAAGAGGACACUUAGCUACAGGGCCAAGAAAUGGAGUCCAUCUUCAUGUUAUACUAUAUAUUCUCCUAUGAUGAAACUAUGACACUUUUUCAGCUCCUUGUCUACGAUGACCCUGCCUCAUGGACGUUUUCCUUUGACGCCUUUUCACUUUUUCACAUCAUGUGAAGAGAUUGCUGCAUUGUUACAGCACUGUUAUAUCAGUCAUGGAGUCAGGGAGGCCUCAACGUUUAGCUACUGUAUGUAUGUGUCUUUGUUUACAGUCACUGAAAGGUCACUUUUGGCAGACAUAACAAUGUUUCAACUGCUGCAUUACUCUAAAAACAGUUUCUUUUUUCUCCUCACUAUUGUUUUUUAUUUAGUCUGCUUUUUUAUGUUUGUGGAGAAUACACUGUCUGGAGUUCAAAUCUGUCAGUAUACGAACCUCUUGAACUUCGUUUGGGGCCUGUCUGAGAGACUGGAGGAUUUUUAUCCAUGUGUAAGGCGAAGUAAACCUAUCUGACGACCACACUCUUGAAUAGAGUGACAAUGCCAUCUAAGGCCAAUGGCCUAUGAGCCACCAACAUUAUAUGCAACAUAUGUAUGAAUAUACGCUCCAAGUGCUUGCAAAUGCGCUAGUACUACAAUAAUGCAAUGUGGGAUUGUUGUCAAGCCAUUCUGAGGCUGAAUGAAUUGUUGCCUUUUCAUUUUUUUCUUUAGUCCAUGGUACCUGUGCACAGUGAAAGAGGGCAACUGUAAAUGCAAGCCUGUGUUCAUCCUACAUAAAAAUUUCGCAAAGACCUGGAUAACAAUGGGAGAAAAUUUGGUAGCACUUUACACAGGGGGAAUAAGUCGGUAAUACUAUGGUAACAAGUUGUACUAACCUAUAAAUUAUAUGCUAAUUUUCAGGGUGUUAUUAAAGAAAAAGUUAGCAAAUGUAACACUAACAGGUUGGUAAUAAAAUGGAAAAAUAAUGGUAACAAGUUAUACUAACCUAAAAAUUGCAUCAUUUUGUAGUUGUUAAUAAAUAAUUAGUAAUUGUCAUGGUUACUAGUUGGUAAUGAAAUGGAAAAUAAUGGUAACUGAACUUUAUUUUUUUUACUUUUUUAUAUUUUACAUUAUUACCCAUUUAUUACCGAUCUGUAAAGUCAAGUGCUACCAGAAAAUUCUUCAGUGGGUGUCAGAUCAUUGUUGUGUGUCUUGAAAUGUUCAAGAUAUGAUUUUAACUUGUAGCAGUAACAUCUCUAACUGUUUGGGCAAAUAAGAAUGUGGCAGUUGUGAUGUAAUUUAGUUUACAUUAAUUAAUAGCCAGGGUUUUUUUACACUGCCCUUCUUAUGAUACUAACCAGGAGAGCUCAUCACAGUAGGCAUAGUCUUACAACGCUCCAAGAAAAAUUGCUUUUGACACCAAAAUCUAUUUUUAAUGUAGAUCUCAGGUCUUAGUGGGUUUUUUUGGGGUUGUUUUUUGUUUUUUGCUGAUUACAAAUAUUGGUAGACAGUUUUGGGGUAUUUACAAUUACUUUCACUGACAAGCUAUCAAAAGGGUGAAUGUAAUAUAUCUCAAAAAAGUUUGUAUGUUUUUGGAUAAGUGAGAACCCAGGAGCAAAUUUACAAAAUGCAUUUUGUCUUGACACUUUACUUGAAGAUUAUAACAAUGCCUACUUAAUACUGUCAUAGUCUAUCAUCACCAGUUACAUCACCAAAUAUCUCUAGUUCAUCACUAGGACUUUGAUAAUAUUUCUGUCUGUUGUUAAUAAUCAUGUCAGGUGCUAGAUGUUUUUUAUCAUAACGGUUAAAUCACUUGACGAGUAUAUGGCAGUGUUACGCAGGCCUCAGAUAAAGUGUUCUACCUGAUUUUUACUCAUCUUCAUUUCAGUUCCCCAAGGCACCUUAGUUCCAUUCUGCUGUUGGCUGUGGUCUUGAUUUAUCAUGCACUGUUCUUCCCCACCAGCUUAAGUGAUAGUAUGCCUGGUGGUGUGUUAUGCUUGCUCAAAGACGUUCCGCUGAUGUUUCGUGGCAUUUAGCAGUCGUGGGGGCUGGUUGUCAGCGCGGCUGGUUUUCAAGUCCAAGUGGUUAGGCUGGCUAUACUGUAAAAUAUUGUGAAUAAAAUUUCAAACUGAAUUAACAUC
Messenger RNA from Colossoma macropomum (tambaqui), 5037 nucleotides. It is a transcript of the gene prom1a, whose product is annotated as prominin 1a. Bases 217 to 2802 code for a protein of 861 amino acids. Gene Ontology annotation, molecular function: cholesterol binding. The record is from RefSeq and is a predicted model, not a curated record. Gene Ontology annotation, cellular component: microvillus; prominosome; apical plasma membrane. The transcript has 28 exons. Lineage: Eukaryota; Metazoa; Chordata; Actinopteri; Characiformes; Serrasalmidae.